AUGGUUGCCACAUCUGCCCAGUCCGCCUCCCUGACGGAGCCCCCGUUGGAGAAGAAGCCCAUCAAGUUCUCCAACCUGCUUCUCGGCGCUGGCCUCAACAUGUUCGAGGUCACCACCCUCGGCCAGCCCCUCGAGGUCGUCAAGACCACCAUGGCGGCGCACCGGGGUGAUGGCUUCGCCACGGCUCUGGGACGCAUUUGGGCUCGUGGCGGCCCUCUCGGCUUCUAUCAGGGCCUCAUUCCCUGGGCUUGGAUCGAGGCCUCCACCAAGGGUGCCGUUCUCCUCUUCGUCGCCUCCGAGGCCGAAUACUAUGCUCGUGCGGCCGGUGCCUCGGAGUUCGGGGGCGGCAUCCUCGGCGGCAUCACCGGUGGCGUCGCCCAGGCCUAUGCCACCAUGGGCUUCUGCACCUGCAUGAAGACGGUCGAGAUCACCAAGCACAAGAUGGCUGCCGCCGGCGUCCAGCCGCAGUCCACCUUCCAGACCUUCAUGGACAUCUACCGCCGAGAGGGCGUCAGAGGCAUCAACAAGGGCGUCAACGCCGUUGCCAUCCGGCAAAUGACCAACUGGGGCAGCCGUUUCGGCCUCAGCCGUCUGGCCGAGGGCUGGAUCCGCUCCGCCACCGGCAAGUCUGACAAGGACAAGCUCUCUGCCUGGGAGAAGGUUGUCGCCUCCGGGCUCGGCGGUGGUCUCAGCGCCUGGAACCAGCCCAUUGAGGUGAUCCGCGUCGAGAUGCAGAGCAAAAAGGAGGACCCCAACCGGCCCAAGAAGAUGACUGUUGGCAACACCUUCAGGUACAUCUACUCCAACAACGGCAUCAAGGGCCUGUACCGUGGCGUGACGCCACGAAUCGGUCUCGGUGUCUGGCAGACCAUCUGCAUGGUCGCCUUUGGUGACAUGGCAAAGACGUAUGUUGAAAAGUUGACCGGGGACACGGUCUCGGCUAAGCAUUAA
This is a messenger RNA of Ustilaginoidea virens, 951 nucleotides long. RefSeq lists its product as uncharacterized. NCBI's taxonomy places the organism in Eukaryota, Fungi, Ascomycota, Sordariomycetes, Hypocreales, Clavicipitaceae. Bases 1 to 951 code for a protein of 316 amino acids. The transcript is spliced from 3 exons. Gene Ontology annotation, cellular component: mitochondrion. The record is from RefSeq and is a predicted model, not a curated record. Gene Ontology annotation, molecular function: tricarboxylate secondary active transmembrane transporter activity. Gene Ontology annotation, biological process: alpha-ketoglutarate transport; mitochondrial citrate transmembrane transport.